Solea solea (common sole) is the source of this 825-nucleotide messenger RNA. Its product is annotated as trace amine-associated receptor 1-like. Gene Ontology annotation, cellular component: membrane. Gene Ontology annotation, molecular function: G protein-coupled receptor activity. Lineage: Eukaryota; Metazoa; Chordata; Actinopteri; Pleuronectiformes; Soleidae. The transcript is spliced from 3 exons. The record is from RefSeq and is a predicted model, not a curated record. Gene Ontology annotation, biological process: adenylate cyclase-activating adrenergic receptor signaling pathway. The coding region runs from base 1 to 825 and encodes 274 amino acids.
AUGGAGAGGGAGAGACAGAGAGAGAGAACGAAAGCACAAUCAGCCACGCAGAUUCUCAUAAUGUUUGGAAACCUACUUGUAAUAAUCUCCAUUGUUUACUUCAAACAGCUCCACACUCCUACAAACUACCUGAUGCUCUCUCUGGCUGUGGCUGACCUGCUAGUUGGACUUUUAGUUUUGCCUUUCAGUGUCGUGCUCUUUGUGAGGUCAUACUGGUCUGGUCAAGACUUGCUCUACAGAUAUUAUGCAGUGUGUCAUCCUCUGACUUAUAGAGUUAAAAUUAAUAGCCGCAUUGUUCGUAUCAUGAUCCUGGUGUCCUGGACUGUUUCUGUUCUCAUUGGAGUUGGUCUCGGACUGUCACCGAACCAAAACCAAACGAGGUGUACUUUAUUUCAAAAUAAGUCACAGAGGUCAUCAGUCAUGGGAGCCAUGUUUACAUUUUUUAUUCCAGCCUUGAUAAUGUCUUCAGUCUACUUAAAGAUUUUGAUGGUGGCACAGAAACAGGCACGCAGCAUCCAGAAAACAACCAAGUCUGGUUCAACUGUCAGUAAAAUGGAGAGAAAGGCGACUAAAACUCUGGCUAUUGUGAUGGGGGUUUUUCUGAUGAGUUGGACGCCUUUCUUUCUGUGCGUCAACCUAAAUCCUGUGAGCAACUACACAAUACCACUUCAUGUAGUACAAGCAUUCAAGUUACUCGGAUGGUCAAAUUCAAUGCUGAAUCCAUGUGUUUAUGCUUUCUUUUACAGCUGGUUUCGAUCAGCUUUUAGGAUGAUCAUUACGGGGAAAAUAUUUCAAGAUGACAUUUCUAAUUGUAAACUGUCUUGA